This is a messenger RNA of Salvia miltiorrhiza (redroot sage), 2084 nucleotides long. Its product is annotated as dynamin-related protein 4C-like. Bases 57 to 2084 code for a protein of 675 amino acids. Gene Ontology annotation, molecular function: GTP binding; microtubule binding; GTPase activity. Gene Ontology annotation, cellular component: microtubule; membrane; cytoplasm. The transcript is spliced from 3 exons. Lineage: Eukaryota; Viridiplantae; Streptophyta; Magnoliopsida; Lamiales; Lamiaceae. The record is from RefSeq and is a predicted model, not a curated record.
AGACGAAGGCCUUAAAAAGCAGUUGCCUAUCAGCAAACUUCUCCAUUCCACAUGAAAUGUCAUCAUCUACAUUAGUAGAGCCAUUGCCCUCGAUGAAGAUACGCGAACACCAUCGCCAACAAGAACCAGACGAAUCUAAGCAAAGUUUGGCUCUGGUAAGCAUCAAUGGUGGUGGUGGAACAGCCUCCUCCGCCCCGCUCGUGUCGUCGUACAACGACAGGAUCCGCCCACUGAUCGACGCCGUGGACAGGCUGCGCCACCUUAAAAUCAUGCAGGAAGGCAUCCAGCUCCCGACCAUCGUCGUCGUCGGCGAUCAGUCGUCGGGAAAAUCAAGCGUCCUCGAAUCCCUCGCCGGAAUUAGUCUCCCAAGAGGGCAAGGCAUUUGUACGAGAGUCCCUCUCAUUAUGAGGCUUCAAAAUCAUCAGAAUCCUCAACCGGAGCUCUCCCUGGAGUUCAACGGAAAAGUAGUCCCCACUGAUGAGGAUCACAUCGCCCACGCCAUUGUGGUGGCCACCGACGAGAUCGCCGGCCAGGGGAAGGGCAUCUCCAAUCACCCCCUCACACUGGUGGUGAAGAAGAGGGGCGUACCAGAUCUCACCAUGGUAGAUCUCCCCGGAAUCACUCGAGUUCCGGUUCACGGCCAGCCGGAAGACAUCUACGAGCAGGUUUCCGGUAUCAUAAUGGAGUACAUCACGCCGGAGGAGAGCAUCAUUUUGAAUGUGUUAUCGGCAAGCGUGGAUUUCUCCACGUGCGAGUCCAUCAGGAUAUCUCAGCGCGUCGACAAAACAGGGCAGCGGACUCUCGCCGUCGUGACCAAAGCGGAUAGAUCGCCGGAGGGUCUCCUCGAGAAGGUGACGUCCGACGACGUCAACAUCGGCCUCGGUUACAUCUGCGUGAGGAACCGCAUCGGUGAAGAGUCAUAUGAAGAGGCACGUGCUGAGGAGGCUGCUCUUUUCCACACGCAUCCUCAGCUCUCCAAGAUCAGCAAGUCCAUGGUCGGAGUCCCCGUGCUGGCGCACAAGCUGGUUCAGGUGCAGGCAAAGAUCAUCGUCAAAUGCCUGCCGGAAAUCGUGAGAAAGAUCAACGAGAAGCUGUCGUCGAACGUGGAGAAUCUGAACAAGCUGCCUCGGAACAUGACCAACGUGGCCGAAGCUAUGACGGCGUUCAUGCACGUGCUCGGCGCCGCCAAGGAGUCGCUCAGGAAGAUCAUGCUGAGGGGCGAAUUCAACGAGUACCCAAACGACAAAGAGAUGCACUGCACGGCUAGGCUCACGGAGAUGCUCAACCAAUAUUCUCAGGAUUUGCAAUCUCUGGGCGGUGCGGAAGAGCCCAAGGUUGCCUUCCUUGUUAAGGAGAUGAGCGUUUUGGAGGAGAGCAAACCCAUAGGUUUGCCUAAUUUUCUACCCAGGGCUGCUUUCAUGACUCUGUUUCAGGGAAAGGUGAAUGCCAUAUCACUGGCACCAGUUGAAUUCUUGGACAAGAUGUGGAGCUACAUCGAGAAGGUGGUGGUUGCUGUGCUGAUGCAGAAGGUGGAGAACUACCCGCAGCUGCUCUCCUCCACGAGAAAGGCGGCGCAGAAUCUGGUGGCUACCAACAAGCACAAGUCGGUGGCUUGGGUGACUGACAUGGUGGAGAUGGAGAAGGUAAGCGACUACACCUGCCACCCCGACUACUCCGCCUCGUGGAACAAGCUCAUGUCUCACCAGAAGGAGUUCAAGGAGGUCCUCGGGGACCCCAACAGGGCUCCGAGGCUCAACAAUUUAGAAUUCCUUGAUCAGUUACAGAAGGAGGACGAGAUUGAGGAGGAAUCCCUUGCUAACCUGCAGGAUGGGGCUGACAUUGAGCAGGAGUUUAUCGAUAAGCUGCAAGAGGAUGAGGAUGUAGAGCAGGGCUUUCUGCUUGCCCUGCCACUAGAAGAGAAGUUUGAUGAGGUAGUUCCACUCGGUCCCCAAGAAUGUGUGGACAGGAGAUCAUCUUAUGAUAUGAGCGUUGAACGCUCACCUGGAGGGCCCGCAGCUGCGAUCGAAAGAGAUAUGUGUACGAAGAUGCUAAGGCAGAUGGAGCUUCAAUGGGGUUUUGGUUAA